CGGGAUUUCGGAUAUAGGGGGUUUUCAUACACACACACACACACACAUAUAUAUAUAUAUACAUCUGUGAGUGUAUAUAGGGGGGUUUUUGAUCUCUUGGCAGCAGCUUCGUUUCUCCAUCAAUCUUCCCUUCUCCACUUCCAAACGAUGUGCGCAAUGCUACCAUGAAAUCUAUGUCCAAUACCAUCAUGGUUUCUUCUAAGACUCCCUCUAGAUCUAGUAAAGUUUCAUGUAUGUUAUCUGAAAAUCCCACAACCAAAAUGGAAGAGUACAACAUUGCUAUGAAGAAGAUGAUGAGAAACCCUUAUGAGUAUCACCACGAUCUUGGUAUGAACUACACAUUGAUAACUGAUAAGCUGAUUGUGGGCUCCCAACCUCAGAAACCUGAAGACAUAGAUCAUCUGAAAAGGGAAGAAGAUGUUGCCUACAUUCUUAACUUGCAGCAGGACAGAGACAUUGAGUAUUGGGAAAUAGACUUGAAGUCUAUAAUAAAAAGAUGUCGAGACCUUGAAAUUCGUCACAUGAGAAGGCCGGCAAGAGAUUUUGACCCAGAUUCCUUGAGAAGUGGAUUACCUAAAGCUGUUUCAUCUUUGGAAUGGGCCAUUUCAGAGGGAAAAGGAAAAGUGUAUGUGCACUGUACAGCUGGAUUGGGGAGAGCUCCUGCUGUUGCAAUUGCUUACAUGUUUUGGUUUUGUGACAUAGAUCUGAACACGGCAUAUAAUAGGCUUACUUCAAAGAGACCUUGUGGACCCAAUAAAAGUGCAAUCCGUGGAGCUACUUAUGAUUUGGCUGAGAAUGAUCCUUGGAAGGAGCCCUUUGAGAAUCUUCCGGGACAUGCUUUUGAGGGCAUAUCAAAUUGGGAAAGGAAAUUGGGAAAGGAGCCCUUUGAGAAUCUUCCAAUGUGUUGAUUGGUGAAUUUUAGAUUUUAUUUUAUUAUUUUAUUUUUUUUUAGGAUUUGGGUGAAUUUUAUAAUUUAAAUAUGCUUUUAUGAACAUGUAUAGUUUAAUUGUUCUUUCUAAAAUAUUGAAUUUGAUGGUUUGAU
Camellia sinensis is the source of this 1042-nucleotide messenger RNA. The record is from RefSeq and is a predicted model, not a curated record. Lineage: Eukaryota; Viridiplantae; Streptophyta; Magnoliopsida; Ericales; Theaceae.